Messenger RNA from Zerene cesonia (dogface butterfly), 3353 nucleotides. Its product is annotated as ATP-dependent RNA helicase DBP2-like. Bases 191 to 3088 code for a protein of 965 amino acids. NCBI's taxonomy places the organism in Eukaryota, Metazoa, Arthropoda, Insecta, Lepidoptera, Pieridae. The record is from RefSeq and is a predicted model, not a curated record. The transcript has 7 exons. Gene Ontology annotation, cellular component: cytoplasm; ribonucleoprotein complex; nucleus. Gene Ontology annotation, molecular function: RNA binding; ATP binding; RNA helicase activity.
ACUUUGCAAUUGGCAAUACUGUUUCCGUCGCCAUUUUGUAUUCUACAUGCGGCGUCUUGGUGUGCAUCGAUUCUAAAAUUGCCGGAUCGCAUUGAAGUGUUGAAUUCCUUUGUAAAGUAGCAAUAAUAGUUUAAAAUCUUUAUUAGAAUACUUAAGUUUAGUUGUGAGAAAAAAGGCUAUUACUUAAAGUAUGGGUCGUGGCAGAGAUCGUAGUCGUGAUAGACGUCGCAGUCGAUCCAGGAGUCGGAGUAGAAGUCGUAGUCGUAGUCCGCGUUAUGGCCUCGGUUCCGGUGGUGGUGGCGGCGGCGGCGGCGGCGGCGGAUAUGGCGGAGGAGGUCGGAGAAACAAUCCGGGUGCUAAUCUCAGAAAACCGAAAUGGGACCUGAGCAGAUUAAAACCUUUCAAGAAAGAUUUUUACAUACCUCAUCCUGAUGUUGAAAAAAGACCCGAUUCUGAAGUCGAAGCUUGGCGCAGUUCUAAUGAAAUCACUCUUAAGGGCAAAAACAUUCCCAAACCAACAUUGACAUUCGAUGAAGCUGGAUUCCCUGAUUAUGUCAUGGAUGAAAUAGAUAAAAUGGGAUUCUCCAAGCCAACACCAAUCCAAGCUCAAGGUUGGCCGAUAGCUUUAAGUGGAUAUGAUAUGGUAGGAAUAGCUUCCACUGGUUCAGGCAAAACAUUGUCAUAUAUUUUACCAGCUAUUGUACAUAUAAAUAAUCAACCUAAAUCUAGUAGGGGAGAUGGCCCUAUUGCAUUAGUAUUAGCUCCUACUCGAGAAUUGGCUCAACAAAUUCAAGAAGUUUGUGAUAAGUUUGCAAAUACCUCUAAAAUUCAUAAUACAUGUUUAUUCGGAGGUGCACCUAAAGGCCCUCAAGCCAGAGAUUUGGAUGCUGGCGUAGAAAUUGUCAUUGCCACCCCAGGUCGUUUAUUGGAUUUCUUAGAAAGUGCAAGAACAAAUCUAAAAAGGUGCACAUAUUUAGUCUUGGAUGAGGCUGAUAGAAUGUUAGAUAUGGGGUUUGAGCCACAAAUAAGAAAAAUAAUUGAACAGAUAAGGCCAGAUAGGCAAACACUCAUGUGGUCUGCUACUUGGCCAAGAGAAGUUCAAAGUCUAGCUUCAGAAUUCUUAAAAGAUUACCUCCAAAUUAAUGUUGGUUCCCUGCAAUUAGCUGCAAAUCAUAAUAUUCUGCAAAUCAUAGAUGUUUGUAUGGAAUAUGAAAAAGAAACAAAACUAAGUACUCUUCUAAAAGAAAUAAUGGCAGAGAAGGAAAAUAAAACAAUUAUAUUUAUUGAGACAAAACGCAGAGUAGAUGAUAUUACUAGGAAAAUGAAAAGGGAUGGGUGGCCAGCUGUAUGUAUUCAUGGAGAUAAAUCUCAAAAUGAGAGGGAUUGGGUAUUGCAAGACUUCCGGAGUGGAAAGGCUCCUAUACUUGUAGCCACUGAUGUUGCUGCCAGAGGUUUGGAUGUUGAUGAUGUGAAGUUUGUUAUAAACUUUGACUACCCCAGCAAUUCAGAGGAUUAUGUUCAUCGUAUUGGAAGAACUGGACGGACAAACAAGACUGGUACUGCAUAUACCUUCUUUACACCAUCCAAUGCUGCAAAAGCUGGGGAUCUUGUCGCAGUUUUAAAAGAAGCGAAACAAGUGGUUAAUCCUAAAUUACAAGAAUUAGCAGAGCGUGGGAGCGGUGGUGGGCGACGUCACCGCGGACGUGGAGGUCGAUACCGCAGAGGGCGCCGCUCCCGCUCACGCUCUCGCUCAAGAGACCGUCGCCGCCGCACGAGAUCUCGUUCCCGUUCAAGAGACCGCCGCCGGCGCAGACACAGCUCGUCAAGAUCGUCCAGAAGUCGUUCGUCCAAGUCGUCACGAAGCCAUUCACGUUCCCGUUCCCGUUCUCGAAGCCGCUCUCGAUCAGGCAAGUGCAGCCCUAUAAAGGACGCUCCAGCUGUGAAUCAGAUACCAUCACAAGGCUUAUUGCCUACUCCCAAACCACUUUUGCCCACACCUAUAGGCCCUCAGCUUCCCACCAACCACUAUGAUAAAUCGCAGACGAAAGAUGCGACACCACCUCCUCCUAGAAAUGAAUCUAGAAAUAAAAGUAAUAAUCAAGAAAAUAGUACCCCUACUGAAAGUGUUGCAAAUAAUUUCCAGCAGCCUCCUAAUGUCAUUCCCUCUUUAAUGACGAUGAAUCCUCAAAUGAAUAUGUGCAUGCCUCCUAUGGCUGCCAUGAACGGACAGGGUUUUGUUAUGCCGACAUAUUUCCCUGAUCAAUAUGGCAUGAUGAUGGCCCCUCCUUUUGCUCAAAAUUCAAUGCUAAAUGCUAACUGGGGCGCCCCUCCUCCACCGCCCCCGCCUCCGGCUCCCGCUCCUUCUAAUACACAAAAUUAUGGGCAAAUUGGUUUGGGACAAAGUGGCAUAGAGUCAGAUUCCAGAAAAAGAGGACGUUCUGGCGGGCUCGGAGAGAGCUCGAAUCAUUAUGGCGGCGGAGGACUAGGCUCCGGUGGCCAAAGUUACGGCGGAGGUCAAGGCUCAGGUGAGAGCCUCGGCUACGGCAGCGGGCUGGGCUCCGGCGGAGGCCUGGGCUCCGGCGGGGGCCUGGGCUGCGACGGCGGCCUGGGCUCUGGCGGGGGCCUAGGCUCCGACGAGGGUGGCGCGCGCUCGCGCGGCGGCCGCGACCGGCGCCGGCGCGGAAGAGGGCGCGACCGUGACCGCGACGGCCCCGACUCGGAUUACGCGAGUGGGGGCCUCGGGUCUGGCGGCCUCGGCCAGAUGUCAGGCGGCCCAGAUUCUGGCGGUCUUGAUGUAUCCCAUGGGAGCCUAUUGCCGCGCAUGCUUCCCCAAAACGGCGACUUUGUUGGACCGCAGGGUGCAAACUUCACUGCCUUUGGUUCUUAUGGAAACAAAAAUAAAAGAAAUCCACAAGACAGCGGAGAUCACUGUUAUAAUCAAAAUAAUUCUGGCAUGGAAUAUUAUGGACAACAAAACUUUGGACCAGGCAGACCAUAUGGUGAUGGACUAGAUCAGAGCAAUGGUGCGCUGGCUAACGGCUCCAUGGGAUACCAUAAUGACCGCCAGGGCAACCGCCAGCGUCGGUGAAUGCGAUUGAGAAAACGGGUAUAAUGGAGAUUCCCGGCGCCGCAGGAGGCGAUAAAACGAAAGUACGACAGAAGACAGUUCAUUGAACAAAUAUAAUUCUGAGCAACAUAAAAACAACUUCAUUCCAUGUUUAAAAGUGUUAUUUUGUAGCAUAUAAAUUGCAAAAUUUUAUACGAAAAAUUUAAUAGGUACAUAUAAAAUUUCUGGUAAACUACAGUUACAAUAUUAUGUUUUUUUUGUAAUUUUAAUACUACAUAUAAAACUG